This is a messenger RNA of Cercospora beticola, 2118 nucleotides long. RefSeq lists its product as uncharacterized. Lineage: Eukaryota; Fungi; Ascomycota; Dothideomycetes; Mycosphaerellales; Mycosphaerellaceae. The record is from RefSeq and is a predicted model, not a curated record.
UUCAUUCAUCUAUCAAUGGCGAAGCGAGCAAGGAAGGACAGCGAGCCCGGGACCAUCGCAAGAAAGGUCCCUACGAUACCAGCACCUCCAUCAUCUUCGCAGCCAGCUGGUGUACCGUCGGCAUUCAGAGUGAUGAUCGGAGGGAAAAUGUACGGCAUUGCUCCCAUAAAGCCAAGCAUCACAGCUAGUACACACAAGGAUGUGGGUACGGCUACGGCACCUAUCGAGAUCAACGACGACGACGACGACGAGGAGGAAGAUGAGCACGGCACGGGAAUCAUUUCUGAAGCGACAGGCCGAACAGAGUCUGAUCAAGUGCCGCACUUUGAGCCCGAGAGCCCAGUGCCGAUGCCAACGGCUGGCUCGCGGUUGUCAGACACUCGCGGCACAGUCCAAAGCGCCGCCAACUUUGGCGUAGAACGAGUACUCGAAGACAUGCUGAAUGGAGCUACCACCACGCCUCUGUCUCGCGUGGUCACGAAUGCUGGCCUGCUCGUCCUGCCAAUACGAGCAAAGCCUGGAACGGCCACGAGGACGAUCACCGACACCACCUUGCCAUACAGACUUCCACACCAUUACAUGUUAGCAGGAGGCUCGAUUGACAACCCACAGAAUGUAGUGGCGUGCCUUGGCUGUUGCGUGGAAAUGCUGCAAAGCGAGGAUGAGAGCCACAUGAGCCAGUCGCCUGGCUGUCGGCCAUGCAGCAUAGCUCCUAUUUGCGCCGGCUGUGGGCACAGAGGUCUCACUUGCGACACCAACGACAUGGCAUGGGCAGAGCCUUUCUGCAGCGGCGACCUUGUAACCAUGACUGACGAUGACCUAGAAGCCAUGUUGCUAGGGAGUGGCAAGGUCAAGGGAAUUCAAGGAUACCCAGCCGCAACGAUACGACACGCGCUCGAGAAGCGGCGACAGAUGCGAGCUCCUCUUGUGCGGAACACAGAAGCCGUCGGUGUGGAUGCGGCAUCCAUCGUUGCUUUAUGCGCGCAGACUACGGACUACCAAGCCCUCAACGCCGACACGCUCAUGGCUCUGGCCCAGUGGACGAAUACUGCCCAUGUUGAACACAGUCUAGCGCCGCUGCAGAAUUCCGGAAUGACACGUCGAGAGUGGGAGCGUACCCUGCGCACAGCGUUUCCUCGGGAGAAGUGGCCAGAAGACGCAGCUUUUGGCAGCCUUGCAGACAGCCCUGCGGGCAGCCCUAAAGAUGAACGAAGCCUGACUGGGCAAAAGCUGCGGUUUAUUGUGCGGAGGAAGGGUGUCCAUCGCGCGCGAGAAUGGCAUGCUCUAUUCGGUGCACAUUGUCAUCUCACGAUGGCGUUCACGAACGGCUUCGCCCCAUUGCCUGCUGAGACUGUACAGCAUAUCGGAAACUCGUCCACGCGCAAUAUUCAAGCGGUCGGCUGCUUGAUGCGGACUAGCAGCGGCGAUCGAUCUAAUGACAUCGCUUUCGAGGCCUACGGAGAAGAGAAUCUGGUCCUGAUUGAACGUUUCGAACAGGGUAACUUGGUGAAUUACUCGCCAUUCAAGGUCACGCCUCAGCGGUUAGACAGGAAAGAGACCGAUGCCAUCGCAUUCAUCCUGUCGGACCGCCAAAGCCCUGGAGAUCGCGAAUGUGUAUUGGGUAUGAACAGGCUUCGGAUUGCAUACCCGCGUGAUCAAGUCAUCCAUUUGAACCUGAUUGUUAGUGGUCCCGAUGGAUUAACUGCCACACAGGACCAGUAUGCUCGCUGGGCGUCGUACUGGGAGACUCAGGGCGUGUUCGUGACAUUGUACAUCUACCAGAAAGUUGUUCGACCUGAGAUCAUGGCUACGGUAUUUUUCCGCAGAUAUAUGAGAUGGAGUGCACGGAUGGAUGGUUAUCUUUCAGAGCCGAUUGUCAACGCCGCAAGCGUAGGAGCGAGAGAUCCCGAUUCGGUGGAGUUUUACCAGAAGGUGCAUGACUUCUGGGACCUCAACAACAUGUUAGCGCAAGGGAAGCACAAUUGUGGUCGGCGGGUGGAAUUCGAAGAUCUUCCAGAGGCAUAAGUGCUGAACGCAGACCGCAAUAUUGUGUGAGGAUCGCGAGUAAUAAUCUGUCAGUGAAGUGCGGAUGUACGAGCAAUGGUGGCCAGGCGGAAC